Messenger RNA from Trypanosoma conorhini, 1173 nucleotides. Its product is annotated as ATP-binding protein Cassette (ABC) superfamily. Gene Ontology annotation, molecular function: fatty acyl-CoA hydrolase activity; long-chain fatty acyl-CoA binding. The record is from RefSeq and is a predicted model, not a curated record. The transcript has a single exon. Bases 1 to 1173 code for a protein of 390 amino acids. Gene Ontology annotation, cellular component: cytosol. NCBI's taxonomy places the organism in Eukaryota, Euglenozoa, Kinetoplastea, Trypanosomatida, Trypanosomatidae. Gene Ontology annotation, biological process: acyl-CoA metabolic process; fatty acid metabolic process.
AUGCUUCGUCGCCUGACGCUCCCGGCGGCUAUUUCUGCCGCGCACUCAUGGUCGGUGGGCCUGCGGCGUCAGACGAACGGCCCCAUAGUACUGGGCAAUCAGGCAGUUGGGAUCCGCGACUGUGAGGCCUCCAAAAGGACAAUAUGCGACUUCCUUGGUAGUUUUGAUCCAAGUGCGCGGAGCAGGGCCGCCGCGGGAGAAGUCUUGUCUGUUCUUGACCGCUGUGGUGCGCAUAUCGCCUUUUCUUACGCCACGGGCUCCAACACUUGGGACGAGCCCACGAUGCUGAAGAAAAUGGGUAUGACACUGGCAACGGUCUCGUUUAACGCCUUCAUGUUCCGGCGGCCUGUGUAUCGAGGCGAUCUUCUUAUUGUGAACGGAACUGUGAUUUACACUGGGGACACCUCCAUCGGCGUGCACCUGGACGUGGGGCGGCAGAACUACGACAGUCCAGCACCGACCAAUGUCGGGGAAUGCGUGAUGACGAUGGUCUGCGUGUCGCUGAACGACAUCGGCACGGCGAUGAAGGGCCAAGUCCCGGCGCUGCGCAUCUCGUCUCCCGUGGAUAUGAGGCGAUACGAAAGCUACUGCACCAUGCGGAACAUCACGAAGGUGCUGCAAAAGGGGAAGGGGGACUUGAAUGCGGAAACGGUAUGUGUUGAAGAUGAGAUUAAUCGUGCAAAACCUGUAAAAGUAGCCAUUGGUGAAACGAAAACGUAUUGCAACCACUUCUACACGCCGACUGACGUAAAUUUGAACAACACUAUUUUUGGUGGCAAUAUCCUCUACUGGAUGGAGGAGAAUGCCCGCCACUGUGGCCGUCUCUUCGUUGGCUCUCCGCAUGUUCACACCGUUGGCAUGCAUGACAUGGUCUUUGGGAAUCCGUUGUACGCGACGGACCUCACCACGGUCGUGACCAAAGUCGUGUAUGUGCGUAAUACGACAAUGGAGGUGGAUGUCGAAAUGACUGCGGAGCGCGGCGGCCAACUUGCGGCGUCGAAUCACGCUUCCUUCGUGCUUAUCAGCAUGGACGCCAACGGAAACGGGGUUCCCAUACCAAAGGGAAUUGACCUGGAAAGGAGUACACCGGAGGACAGACAGGCGUAUUUCCGGGCGAGGCGCCGGUAUAACUACAGCGUGGAGGCGAGAAAGGAGGGAACACUGCAUUUUUAA